This is a messenger RNA of Brassica napus (rape), 1932 nucleotides long. RefSeq names its product alpha-1,6-mannosyl-glycoprotein 2-beta-N-acetylglucosaminyltransferase-like. Gene Ontology annotation, cellular component: Golgi stack; Golgi membrane. Gene Ontology annotation, molecular function: alpha-1,6-mannosylglycoprotein 2-beta-N-acetylglucosaminyltransferase activity. The record is from RefSeq and is a predicted model, not a curated record. Bases 467 to 1729 code for a protein of 420 amino acids. Lineage: Eukaryota; Viridiplantae; Streptophyta; Magnoliopsida; Brassicales; Brassicaceae. Gene Ontology annotation, biological process: protein N-linked glycosylation; oligosaccharide biosynthetic process. The transcript has a single exon.
AAAGAAAAAAAGAAAAAAAGAAAAAAAGAAAAAAAGUAGAAAAAAAACAGCAGUCAGAAUUGGAUGGCAGAAAUGUAAAUUCGAGCAAACCAUCGUUAGCUGACAAUGAAAUGCGAAACCCAAAGUCACGCGAGACUCGGCAAUAGAGUCAAAAACGAAACAGGAGUCUUUCUUAAAGACUUUUCUUCAGUGACUCACAAAGGCUCUCUCCUCCUUUCCUUCCUUUCUCGUUUCCUGAUGAAAUCUCAUGUCUCACCCAUCUCGUGAUUUCUUCUAAGAAACUGCUUUAAUGUCAAAUCUGGAGUCUCUCUAAUCCUUUCUUCACGGUUUGAUUACUUCCCUCAAUUAAAAAAGUAAGAAGCUUUAUUCCGCAGAGGGGUUUUAAGGAGAUUUGGAAAAUUUAGAGUUUGGGUUGUUUAGGCUGCUUUUAAGAGUUUGGGGUUUUUUUUUUAACUAGUUUGUGCCUAUGGAAACCCCUUGGAAGAAGCAGAGAUUGAAAGACACGGCUUUAUGUCGUUUAGGGAUUCUCUUUGCAGUUACAGUCUCCGUAGUUCUCAUGUUGGUCUCUGUACCCAGAACAGCUUUAAACAAUCCCUUCUCCGACAUUGAUUUUGCACCCAACCUUAAUGUGUCACUGCUAAGUGUCGCCAGAGGUAAUCCAAUCUCGGUUAGGCUGCAUAAGAGGAACAGUUUCCCACCGAGGAAUCUGGAUCUGUACCCGAGUCUGGGGAAAGACCGUGUGGUUAUCGUCUUGUACGUGCACAAUCGUCCUCAGUAUCUUCGAGUAACCGUCGAAAGCUUAUCCAAAGUCGAAGGGAUAAGCGAGACGUUGCUGAUCGUUAGCCACGACGGUUACUUCGAAGAGAUGAACAAGAUCGUGGAGAGUAUCAAGUUCUGCCAGGUGAAACAGAUCUUCUCGCCUUACUCUCCUCACAUAUUUAGAGAGAGUUUCCCUGGGACGACGGCGAACGACUGCAAGAACAAAGGUGAUGAGGAUUGCCAAGGCGAUCCGGAUCAGUAUGGGAACCACCGGUCUCCGAAGAUUGUAUCUUUGAAGCAUCACUGGUGGUGGAUGAUGAACACUGUGUGGGAUGGAUUGGAGGAGAGUAGAGAUCACGACGGCCACCUCCUUUUCAUUGAAGAAGAUCAUUUUCUUUUCCCUAACGCUUACCGCAAUAUUCAGACUCUCGCGACGCUGAAACGCGCGAAAUGCCCUGACUGUUUUGCUGCUAACUUGGCGCCGUCUGACGUGAAGUCGAGAGGGGAAGGGUUUGAUAGUUUGGUCGCGGAGAGGAUGGGGAACGUUGGGUACUCUUUUAACAGAAGUGUGUGGGAGAAGAUACGCCACAAGGCGAGAGAGUUUUGUUUCUUCGAUGAUUAUAAUUGGGAUAUAACGAUGUGGGCGACGGUUUUCCCUUCGUUUGGUUCGCCGGUUUACACCUUGAGAGGGCCUAGGACGAGUGCGGUUCACUUUGGGAAAUGCGGGUUGCAUCAAGGUAGAGGAGGGGAAGGUGAUUGUAUGGAUAAUGGGGUCGUGAACAUUGAGGUUAAGGAAACGGAUAAAGUUGUGAACGUAAAGAAAGAAUGGGGAGUUCGGGUGUUCGAACAUCAGCCUGGUUAUAAAGCUGGUUUCAAAGGUUGGGGAGGUUGGGGCGACGAAAGGGACCGGCGUUUGUGUUUGGAUUUUGCCACUAUGUAUCGUUUCAAUAGCAGAGAUGCAUCUCCUUGAGUGAAGCUUCUUAAGACUUCCGAGUAAACUAGUGGUGAUAUAGUCAGUAACUCUGUCCUUUUCACGUGGUAUUGUGACACUGUUGGCCUCGGGUUUCUUGUUGUAUUUUUAUUGUUAUGUUUUGUGUGUAUUAUAUUGCUCAGUGCCUCUUUUUCGAAAAGAUUCUGUCGCAUUUCUUACUAAUCGACAAUAGUUUCAAAGUU